CCAGAAAGUCCCCGAAUGUUCGAGUGGAUAUAUAAAGCGGAAGACGUGCAUGAGAUGUUAAGUCAGUGCAUGACAAGCUUCCGAGUGACAGCUAGGGAAAAUAAAAUAUAUAUUUUUUUCGAUAUGAAUCCAUUGGUAAUCGCUUUGUGCGCCGUCCUGGCAGUGGCAGUCGCCGCCCCCGUUGAUAACCCCCCCGUUGACACCAGCCCAAUCCCCAUUCUCAAGCAAGCCUUGGACGGGCCCAGCCCCGACGGAUCUUACAACUACAGCUACGAGACCGGUAACGGUAUUCAGGCUCAGGAGGAGGGUCAUCUUAACAAUGUCGGUAGCGACAGCGAAGCCCUGGAGGCACAUGGCAGCUUCAGCUUUACUGACGCCGACGGCCAGACCUAUCAAAUCUCGUACAUAGCCAACGAGAAUGGAUUCCAGCCAGAGGGUGCUCACUUACCUACCACACCCCCAACGCCACCUCAAAUCCUAAAGGCCCUUCAGUACAUUGCUGAACAUCCCGAGGAGAAUGAAGAAGAGCAUUAAAGGAUACCGAGAAAGGCCCUAUAACGAAAGAAGGAUAGAGUCGGCGAGACAAAGGCGAAUCUCGAGAAGAUGAGACGAUCGGAAGAAGCUUGGAGCGGAACCAACCAUGGCUGUAUCAAGGAUCGACGGGUAUUCGAUACACACGUAGACCGACAAUCUCGACAGACUCGGUCCUUCGCGUUGUGAUUAUUUCUGUAUUUAUAUAUAUUAUACGAUCAUAUAAUUAAAAAUAAAUUUUUUGUACAACAUCUGUAACGAACAGAAUCCCGACGAUAUGCUGCAAAUAAAUUUCCUCGCCGUGCAA
This is a messenger RNA of Monomorium pharaonis (pharaoh ant), 838 nucleotides long. RefSeq names its product larval cuticle protein 65Ag1. The transcript has 2 exons. The record is from RefSeq and is a predicted model, not a curated record. Gene Ontology annotation, molecular function: structural constituent of chitin-based larval cuticle. Bases 16 to 534 code for a protein of 172 amino acids. Gene Ontology annotation, cellular component: chitin-based extracellular matrix. NCBI's taxonomy places the organism in Eukaryota, Metazoa, Arthropoda, Insecta, Hymenoptera, Formicidae.